CGUCACAAAAUCUAGUUCAGGGUAUCGUGAAAAGAUAUUUAUACGUGAGGAAAAGUAUUGUUAAAUAACACCCCGACGGUCAAGAGCUUUCGCUGGGAAAUCUUUCGCUGGCAAUCUGGGAAAGGUGUUUGGCUUUUGCAUCGAAGAAUCAGGCACGAUAAAAGCUCUGGAACAUUUAUUCCGAAGUGACGUCAAUCUUCCGAGUUUUUCCGAGCAGUGGCAUCACUUUCCCGACCGCCGGAUACUGAAAGGAAAGACUUGAACCACUUGACCGGCUGUGAUCCGAAAACAGAACAGAAAUGAAGAUGGAUGCGAAAGCUAAUAGCUCUGGGCCGACUCUAACAGGGUCUGCGACAAAGAGAGUUAGCUUCGCAGACCUAGUUGGUCUCAAACUCGAGUUCGUGAAAACAAUAACUCCGUGCAGUAGCGAAGAAAACUUAAUCGCCCUGGGUGCUCGGAAAAACAAUCGUGAUGUCAACGGUAAUGUGACCAGAAGACAACGAAGUAAAUAUCGAUAUCUUUGCCCGUGCUUCUUAGCACCUUCACGAGCAGAAUGCAGCUUUAUGGAAAGAGUUUUCAGCCAGAAUGUAUCCCUUGAGAAUAUCGCGUGCGAUAACUUUGUUGUUGCCGGACUUAUUCGAGUGACAAAUUUAUGUUACACGAAAGAGGUUUCCGUACGAUUUACAGUAGAUGGCUGGACGUCUUAUAAAGACAUUUGGGCAGAUUACCUCUCUUCUUGUUCAGAUGGAAACACUGACAAGUUUACCUUUCGUAUCACAAUUCCCUUUGACUUUGAAGCAAAUCAACGCAUGGAGUUUGCAAUACGCUAUCGUGCUUUAAACCAAGAGUUUUGGGACAGUAAUUACGGAAAUAAUUACCAUAUUCAGUGCAUAGAAGUCUGAACUGACGGCCUGAAAUGAAUGAUAAGUGAUAUCCUAAGAAAACUGUUGAAACGACGAAAACUGUUUAAGGCCGGCCUUUCGCUUUAGAGUGUCAUUUAUUCAACGACAAUUUAUUGGUCGAAACAGCUGAUGUGAAAUAGAUAAUGACAGAGUAUUUUUGCACAGUUUGUUAGUGCGAUCCCAGAUUGUGUAAAAGGCUCUCAAAAACAUUUCAGGCCAAUAUCGUAAAUGAAACACUAAAGGCUUCUCAUCCUUGAAAUA
Molecule: messenger RNA, 1163 nt
Organism: Pocillopora damicornis (cauliflower coral)
Lineage: Eukaryota; Metazoa; Cnidaria; Anthozoa; Scleractinia; Pocilloporidae
Product: protein phosphatase 1 regulatory subunit 3B-like
Biological process (GO): regulation of glycogen biosynthetic process
Cellular component (GO): protein phosphatase type 1 complex
Molecular function (GO): glycogen binding; protein phosphatase 1 binding
Source: RefSeq, a predicted model, not a curated record